CCCAAGUCCAGCUCACCAUGUUAACUCUUCAAUUUAUGUUUAUAUGUAUAGUGAUGGCUGUAUGAAAUGGAAUGGUGGGCUGAUUGCUUAGCCGUCAGGAAACAGUGUACACAAGCUUUUCGCCACUCUGCUUUUUGAGGGGGAUUUUUGCCGAAUAACGUCUGUAAAUACUGACUCCAUUUUCAGGUCUCGCUUCAAGACUGGUUUUCGUGUUAAUUAGAUUGAAGCGUUAUAAGGAUUCUGUUAAUUUGUAUCCGUGGUACCAACUACUUGAGUUAGGAUUACAAUGGGGGAUAUAUACUCAAAGCCAGAACCCGGAAACCCCAAGCCUCCUGCCAAUAUACCCGCUGGUACCUCUCAAAAUUCACGGACGAGAGAAGUUGGUACGAACGGGUCACAUCACUCUGGAGGCGAUCCACUGUCCGGUCCAACUUUGGAGGCCUUGUCGCGAAUCCAAGGAGGGAACCCCCAGGUGAUAUCAGUUGGUAAUCCUUCUGGGUCACGGAGCAAUCCCAUAGCUGACCAAAUAUUCAACUCGGUGGCAGUUAACCGCGGGACGAGACCCCAAGAUACUGCUAGCAACACUGCCGCGUUGUCAUGUGCGCUCUCAAACGAACUGUUGGCCACAGCUCAUUUGAGUGGCCAGUUUACUGCGGCACAGUUAAACGCUCUCGUCGCUGCUUGUCAGCAGCAACAACAGCAGCUGCAACGCUCUUCUGGUACUGCAGGGAAUCCGCACGCCCCUAGUAUCCCGUUUGCGCAGACGUUGGUAUCUGCAUCCGGCAUCAAACCUCCACCCUCUUCAACAGCGUCUUUGAGUUCCACUGGUUCUGGAGCCGGAAACGUUGGUGGGAGUUCUCAUUCUAGCCGUUCUCUUCCUUCACAUAUAGUCCAAGCAAACCCGUUGUCUACCUCACAUAGCCACCAUCAGAAGCGCCCAUCGAGCGGCCAAGCUCCGUUCCAGUCUGGUCACGGUCCUCAAUCCGGUCUGAACACAAUCGGAGGCCGUCCACCGUCAGCUUCACAGCCUGCCCAACUGCAGCGUAACUCCCUAACUGGUCAGCCCAGUUUCUCACACUUACAUCACUCCGGACACCAUAAUCCGCCGCACCACAGCCACCUGGAUCAGAAUGCUGCCACAACUAUUGGUGGUCAGAACUCUUUGUCUGGAUGUCGUACCCAACCUGCACAUCAUAGCCAGUCAGGUGCAACUGCAUCCUCUUCACCGGGCCCGGUGGCAGUUGGGUAUCAGGGUCGUCGUUCCCAACUAGCUCCUCCCAGUUCCCAUUCUAGCAAACGAUCGCGAGUCGCUAGUAACCUACCAUCGUCACCGCAACAACAGCAGCACUCACUCUCACAGCACGGCCUCUCUUCGCUGCCCGCUACGACGCACGUUGCAACCUCCACCAUUGCUAGUGGAAUGGAGGCCUUUAUGAAUACUGUUGCAGCUACCAAGGCAAUGGCCAAUCUGAAUCCUGCGGCGGCUGCUGGAUUCCUUAACCCUGCUCUUUAUGGCUCAGCCAGUGAGGCAGCGGCGGUUGCUGCUGCUUUUUCACCGCUGUUUACAGCUGCCAUAUCCGGGAGUUCAGCUGCCACUGCACCCUCUCCAAAUAAUCUCGGCGUUUUUCCGAAUACCCAUUAUACCGGACAGCACCAACGAACUCCAAGCACCACCAGUGGUAACACUGCAGCCGCAGCUGCGGCGGCUGCAUUACAACAAGAUCAACAGCACUUGCUACCACCCUCCGUAGCUUAUUCGAACCCUCUCCUGACAGGGUCACUUUUAAAUUCAAUGAAUCAUGCUAGAAACACGUAUCCCCAUAUCACAGCAACUACACUGGCUCAUAAUGCUACGCCCAGUGGGUCGCACCAAUCCGGCAGCCAUCCGUCAUCUGCCCAUUUAUCAACUAAACCAGGUCACUCAGCCAGUCUGCUUCCAAUGGCUUCUCGUCUGCCGUCUGGACACUUGAAUCAUCCUCACCACUAUUUAGCAGGUCAUCCUGCCCCACACAGUUUCCACAGUCCUCCUCACAAUGUACCGCAAAGCGGUUCAACCCCUCAUCACCUCUUACCUCAGGGGAGUGGCGUGUUACGACAGCAAACCAAGGAACCGGCUUAUCAUCCUCAAGUGGAAGCUAUUUCUCCCGCUCCGGAGGAAUCUCGUCUUUCCGAUGCCCAGGAUGCCAAAAUUCAUCGCGAACGCGAAGAACUCAGUCGUCAGUUGAUGAACGUUGAGGCCGAUCUGAAUAAACAACGGGCGCAUCAGCGCCUACUAGAUGAACGUGAGGCCAGAUUGACCAGUCGAUUGGCUUCGACUGGUUCCUCCACCAAGUCAGUGGAAUCAAAGACCCUUGGCUUAGAGGGUCAACAAUCUCCCAAAUCAGAUCUGGCCCCCACAGUUGAUUUGACGACCGACUUGGAGCGUGCAUAUGAGAAUCCAAUACAGGCGAAUUUACCGUACUUGUGUGCGAUUCGAACAGAUUUUCGGCAGCGAUUCCGUUUAAAGUUGGUCAACUAUUUGCGUCGCCGGAAAAAAGCCGAAGAAGCUCGUGUCAAGUAUCUGGCGCAACAGUAUGCACAUCAUUCAGUGAUAUUCACGAAGAAGAUGGAAAAGUUAUUGAAUAGUACCAAACAGCGUCACCGAGAGCUGCGGUACCGCGAUAUUUUUGAAAAGAUGCAUCCAGAAGUGAAAAAGAAUCGCGAAGACCGGGAACUGAAUCUCAAUGAUGGCGUUCGUCCUGUUGUCACGGAGGAUCGUAAGUCCAUGUGGCUGUUACUUGCUCAUCUGCGGUCGCAAGCUGGAACCCAGAAGGGUCAAGGACAGCGGUUGCUCCAGCACGAUCAGAGUACGAGAGCUGGGGAGGCCAAGCUCAAAAGCCACAUGGUCAUCGAUCAAUCAGAACCCAGAGUAAUGAAGGAACAGAUGGAGCCGCCCGACCGAACAAUAUUCACGAAGAAGAUGGAAAAGUUAUUGAAUAGUACCAAACAGCGUCACCGAGAGCUGCGGUACCGCGAUAUUUUUGAAAAGAUGCAUCCAGAAGUGAAAAAGAAUCGCGAAGACCGGGAACUGAAUCUCAAUGAUGGCGUUCGUCCUGUUGUCACGGAGGAUCGUAAGUCCAUGUGGCUGUUACUUGCUCAUCUGCGGGCUUCUGUUCCUGCUCUCUCUUCACCCUUAGUUGAAUCGUCCUGUCAAUCCUCAAAUGGCACGCUUGUUGAUGGAACUCAAACACCUGUUUACGAUCCGGUGGAGGAGAUGAAUAAGAUGAAGGAAUAUGCUAUUGACCCACCCAUGCCACUGGCCCCAUGGCAACGCCGCUAUCGAUUCAUUUAUCAAUCUGGCCUGGUCACCGACUGUCGAGCUCAGUUGCAAGAGGAGCAUGAUUUAUCGAAAUGGACCGAUGAUGAGAAGCAGAUCUUCCGAGAACGCUUUUUGGCUACUCCCAAAAACUUCCCUAGCAUUGCCAGCUACUUGGAGGGGAAAACUGUAGCUGAGUGCAUUCAUUAUUAUUACUUAUCGAAGAAGACCGAGCGAUAUAAGCAGCUGUUGAAAAAACACAACGCUCGUCGUCGCCGAGCUGUGCCAUCGGACCGCGGCGGUGGCGGAAACAACAACUCCAGCGGUGGCUCCAAUUCCAAUCAGAACUUUCCCGCACCGUCUUCAUCUGGGUCGUUCUCAACUGGUCCGUUAAACGGGAAUCUCGGUUCGUCACAGCAGCCACCACCUACAUCUGGUGGAGGAUCCGGCAACGGGGAUCUAAACACCGCACCCUCAGAUACAGUCCGGGAAACGGAGCAUCAGAAACUGUCGGGAAGACAGCGUGAUACAUCCUCCAUCACUGGUGGCCGUUCGCGACCUGGUAGAGGACGACCUGGAACCAGUGGACGGCAACCGCCAACUACUUCGGCUGAUGACUUUCAUGCCACGACCACGACAUCUUGUUCGCAAUCUGAUGGAGCCGCGUCUGGAAAGGCGCAGUCCAACUUUGGAGAGAAGGUUCUCGAUCCCUCGUUAUCUGCCGUUUCCUCUAUGGAGACAGAUGGGGAUGUGCUCCGUGAAGCUGACGAUGGAGUACAGCAUGCUAUUGCGACCGCAGCGCAAACAAACACAAGUGAAAGUGUUCCGUCGGACGCCAUGCUAGGCACUGAACAGCAACCUGUCAAGGCACAGCUUCCAUCGGACACUGUGGAUACAAUCACAAGUGGAGCACGCAGUGCAUCGCCGACAUCGGCCCACUCAGGGCCUUCGCGUGGAAGUCUCACCACCACCCCAAUCCCAUCUUCCUUAUCAUCUACUACCGAUCAGGGAGGAAUGACUUGCAUCAAAGAUCUCAUCCAUUUUGCGAUAGAGAAAAAUUUGACACAACCCUGGACUGACAGGAAUGUGCACCUUCCGUCUGAUUCUGACAGAAACACUGGUUUAGCCCUUCCGUCACCCAACACUCCCGUUUGCUCUUCAGGCAAUAUCAUCUGUGUCCACGCUUCAGAUGGAUGAAUGAUUGCACGGCCGGUUACGAACCCGAGGACUGAAUUUUGUUCUGCUGAUGAGGUUGACACUCUAGUCCACCACCGACCGCCCGUCGAUGGGACGUCAGAACUUCCCAAACCCGGAGACCGUUUGUCCCACAAGUUAUCCGAUUCUGUGAAUGAACAAAUUAAUCAUCAUUUUCCGUCCGCCCCAACAGCCGAUAUUUAUGCAGUGGCUGCUCAAAUUGCAGCAGCAACCGGAAACUCCUCGGAAUUGGCUAACGCUAUGUACGUUGCCGCUGCUGCUGCCGCCGCAGCAACUGUAGCUGUUACAGGCAGCGCCGGUAGUGCUACUAAUCCCGCUACUGAUCGGUCAAUGCAGCGUGGAAGUCCAUUACUAACGCAGUUCCUGCGUUCGUCAUCUCCCGAUAAUAUGUCUCACUCUGGAAACAAGCUACUAUUGUCCGCAAAUUUGGACUGUCGACAAACCAACCGAUCCUCCCAGCGUGCCCCUUCCCCGGUGAAUUGGACUGGUCCUUCUUCUCCCACGACUUCAGAACGUAAUCCAUCUAGCAAAGCUAUCCUGAUCGGAGACUUUCUGACGGCACAGCAAUUGGGAACGGAGGAUCCGAGUGUAACGGUUUCUACGUCUGUUCAUUUGGACCGUACCGCCCCUCCUCCGAGUACAUCUCAUUCGCGGUGCAUCGAUCCGAGUACACUUCCACUCCCGAUUGGACCUUCCACUGUUCGCAAUAGCAUUAUUUCUCCCAACUUGGACCGUCUAUCCUCACGUGGUGGCCCUCCUCAAUUACCAGCUGAAGAACACGCCCCUUCGUUGUCUGCAGAGCGAGCAGCAUGGUUCGCCUUUCACGCCCAGACAGCUAUUGCCGCAGCCGCGGCAGCAGCCGCCGCUGCUGCACGAACUGAAGCUGCCUCAUCAACAGCGUUACAACCAUUCGUUGCGCAACCCGCUUCCCCCGUUGUUCUUCCGCCGCUACCCCAUUGCGCUUAUUCUCCACUCUCCCCGAGUCCUCCGAAAACCGAUAUCACGGGAGCCUCGGGUAAAACGUCUCCCAUCUCCUCAAACUGGCGAUCCCAGACCGAUUGCGGUUCGGCUAAAAUUCCUGACGAACCCAGCGCUCAGAUAGCCACAUUCAUAUCGAAUGCACAACGCCGAUAUUGUGAAGAGGUGGAAAUCUAUGCUAAAAGGGACCGUUCUGAUUCCAUGCGUACCCUAACUAGUAGCGAAGCUUCUCGGUUUGUGGGUGCACUGAAAAGUGCUCGCCAAUUGCAACAUCAACAACCGCAACAUGCAGCUCCAUUGGAUCCGGUGAUUAGUCCUACUAAAACAGAAUCAGGAACAUCUAGUUCGGUCCUCAAAAGACCUCGGUCGUCAGAAACAAUAGAGGAUUUAUCGACAACUAAACGCGCUCACCUUUUACCCAGUGCACAAUGCUUUGGACCCCCUUCUCCUGAAAAACCAGUAUCAAAAUUGCAUGAACGAAGCCCGCCAACUCAAAGACCACGAAUAUUUAUUUGUGAUGAACUUCCUGAUGACAGUAGUGUGGAUUCUCUGUUUCCAACAAGCGCACACGUUUUCAGACGUCGAGGUUAUACGGAAUCCCAAAUUAAUCGACGCCGGUCUCUUCCCGAGGUGUCUCAAGUCGAACCUAUCCCGGGAGACUCGAAUCAGCAACCAAUCGUUUCCACUCAGAAGGACUUGGCAGCUCCUAAGCCCUUGAAUCCUGUAACAUACAUCGACGCACUUAUACACAGUCAUCUGAAUCGCUCGUCUACCAGGAAUGCGGAUGACACUAACGGCUCCGUUGCUUCCAAUCGCAAUAUCCCCAAACUGACUUCAUCAGGAUUCGGAACCACAAGUAGUGGCGCAGCAGACUUGUCCAAUGGGACAGUACCAUCCACUGGUGGGGAUACCGUGCAACAAAAGUUACCUGGUUUCUCGCGCUCUGGUAGCACGAAUACACUAGAAGAACAAAUCAAUAAGGCUAUCACUGAGGAAAUACGUGCUCAAAUCCAUCCCAAUAAUCUUGCUUCUGUUGUCUCGAGCUCCCCCGCGGUACCCGGAAUAUCCACCUCUAUUUCGUUCCCAAUGAGCUCAAUCAACCCAAUAACAACAGUAGCAGAAACCGUUUCCUCAGUGCCACCUAUCGUUCCGUUGAAGAAACGCGAUCGUGGUUGUUCUCUGUCUUCUGUAGCCCAUUCUACCAAGUUAUCUGCUUCUCUGGAGCCGUUGGACAUACCGAGACGACAUUCUAAUCCCACAGGUUUGUCGUAUGGAACCAGUGAGCGUGAUAACACGCUGGUCAUACACUCAGUCGACCCUAAUGAUAGUAAUUGUAAUAAACCGACAAACGAUACAGUUGCAGCGAAAUGGCUGACAAUCAGUCGACAGAAUGGUACGAGGCUUUCCUUGGACCUUCAGCACAUCACAGCAAAACCGAACGCGAUCGAUCUAAAAGUUGACGUUACACCUCCCAAGUUUUGUCUUCCAGAAACUUCGCCUAACUCAGCUACUGCAUCAACUUCACCAGUUUGUCCAAAAAAUUCCACCGUGAUGCGUUGCAUGACGCCUCAGAAAUCUACCGCGGGGAGUUGUGACGACCGGCCACCCUCGCCUUGUUCCUCUGUCGGUGAUCUGGAUUCUCCGGGAAGUUUGCAUAUCGAUUUGGCUGCUUCGGACUUCCAACCUCCUAUUAUGAAGGACUUGGAUUCGAACGCUCGUCAGCUCCCACACAAACGGUCUCCAGUUCCUUCAGAAACUAACAACAGUCCUUGUAAGGACUCCGCUUCUGGAAGGACAAGCACUACGCACUUGGAAGGAAACAAACCCAUACCGGAAUACUUGGAUCAUCCCCCGGUGCAUCCUGAACUAACUGCUUGAUUCUGUGAAAGAAGCAUCGUUGUUUCCCACCCGCUUUACUGCUGUAAUCAUUCGUCUUCGAAGCCAGUGUUGAACGCUGCAUUUCUUUACCCCCUUGUUGACCUGGGGCAGACUCUUUAACCGCCCGUUGUCUUUUCCAGUUUAGUAUUUUGGCCCUAGUUAGCUAGCUCUUCAUAUGGGGAUGUCACGUCCCCUUCCACGAUUCUGCCGAGAUUUUGCGUCACAGGUCUUUCGCAUCUUCUGCGAUAUGUGGUUUCGGCCGUCUACAUAGCGUUCCUCACUGCUCUGUUGUAUCCCAUCCAUCUAGUGUCGCAGUAGUGAUGUAUUCUUUCAACAGCUCUCCAUUCUGUGCAGGUGAUUCCCUUUCCUUCACAUGCUGUAUUAACCACAUCCCUACCUUUUUACCCGUCUACUGCUGUCCUAAUGUGUGUGCGCCUUCUUCCGGUCGAGUCCCUCAUACUACCGUCACUACAACCGUCUAUGCUUUGUAUAUUACUUAUCUGUUUUUUCCUUCCCGUGCGGGUUCAAAAAGUGUCCUCCCUCUCACAUUGUCUUGGAUUGCUUCCGUUUCGGUUCAUACAUUCAUCGAUUCCUA
This is a messenger RNA of Opisthorchis viverrini, 7961 nucleotides long. RefSeq lists its product as hypothetical. Bases 287 to 4492 code for a protein of 1401 amino acids. The record is from RefSeq and is a predicted model, not a curated record. Gene Ontology annotation, biological process: regulation of transcription by RNA polymerase II. The transcript has 25 exons. Lineage: Eukaryota; Metazoa; Platyhelminthes; Trematoda; Opisthorchiida; Opisthorchiidae.